UUUUUGGGAGGCGGCGGCGGGAUGCUCCACUUGAGCCGCUCCUGAGCUCCAACAUGGGGGAACGAAGCAGGAUCUCACGUCCAUGAAGACGCUGCCAUGUUGUGUUGAAGUGACAACAUCUGCAUCCGCGGCAUCAUGUUAAGCUCUCCAGUGACGAUGCCCGUUCACCCUGGGGAAGAAUGGUUCACUCCACUACUGCUCCCCUUCCACAGGCAGGGGACAUUAACGCCAGUCUCUGCUGCCUCGUUACGGGGCUGCUGAACCUUUCUGAGACGCCACCGAUGGAGGACGUCUCCAUGGCGAACGUUUCCCUGGGCUCCCGGUCGCCACCGGAGCCGCUCACCCCGACAGCGGAGGCCCCGGAGGUCCUGCGAGGUGUCGGCCUGCCUCUGCAGAUCUUCUUCUGCGUCGUCAUGGUCAUCAUCCUGCUGGUGGCUCUGUCGGGAAAUGUGGUGGUGUGCCUGAUGGUGUACCAGAGGUCUGCCAUGCGCUCAGCCAUCAACAUCCUGCUGGCGAGCCUGGCGUUUGCAGACAUGAUGCUGGCCAUCCUGAACAUGCCCUUCGCUCUGGUUACCGUCGUGACCACCAACUGGAUUUUUGGAGACAUUUUCUGUCGCGUUUCAGCCAUGCUCUUCUGGUUCUUCGUGAUGGAAGGCGUGGCUAUACUGCUUAUAAUAAGCAUAGAUCGUUUUCUUAUUAUUGUCCAGAAGCAAGAUAAGCUGAGUCCGCAGAGAGCUAAAUUGCUCAUAGUCAUCACCUGGGGACUCUCUUUCAUUUUGUCCUUCCCUCUGGCUGUUGGCUCCCCUCCCCUACAGAUCCCCCCCAGGGCCCCGCAGUGUGUAUUUGGCUACAGCAUCGAGCCCGGUUACCACGCCUACGUAUUGAUACUAAUGCUAGUCUUCUUCUUCAUACCAUUCAUGGUCAUGCUGUACACAUUCAUGGGGAUCCUGAACACCAUCCGCCACAACGCCAUCCGCAUCCACAGCCACCCAGACAGCAUCUGUCUGAGCCAGGCCAGCAAACUGGGCCUGCUGAGCCUCCAAAGGCCCUUCCAGAUGAACAUAGACAUGAGCUUCAAGACCCGUGCCUUCACCACCAUCCUCAUCCUCUUCUCCGUGUUUACAGUGUGCUGGGCGCCCUUCACUGCCUACAGCCUGGUAACUACCUUCAGCGACGGGUUCUACCACAAAGACAGCUUUUUUCAAAUUAGCACAUGGGUCCUGUGGUUGUGCUACCUCAAGUCAGCCCUCAACCCUCUCAUUUACUACUGGAGGAUCAAGAAGUUCCGCGACGCCUGCCUUGAUCUGAUGCCCAAGUACUUCAAGUUUCUUCCUCAGCUGCCAGGCAACACCAAGAGGCGCAUACAGCCGAGUGCUGUGUACGUAUGUGGAGAGCAUCGCUCUGUGGUGUAAAGGAAAUAAUCCACUCUUAAACACUGUUAAAACACAUCUUUACAUAAUGUAUCUUGCAUUAGCAGGCCUGUUUUGUUGUUUGGUGGUAUACUUCUCUUAGCAGGCGUUUAGACUGAAAGUAGCACUGCAUUAAAAAAAGCAGGGGGCUGAGUAGGUGUGGGUUAUUACUUCUGAGAAUAGUCUGAAGAUCUAGAACAGAAGGUCCAGUUUGAGUCAGACUUCCAUGACUUUAAAGGCUUGUCAGAUGGGAAAACGUUGCGCAGUACCUGUGAUUUUACAACACUGAAACAGGGCUGUGUGCUGUUUGAACAUUUUCUGUACCAGUUACAAUAUCAGGCCUGAGUUUCAGUAUCGAAACAGUCGACUUUUAAAACAUAAACUGAGGAUUCUAAACAUGUUUUUCCUCCCAAAUCCUUUUUUCUGUUAACAGCAGAAACCAUACUUGACAAAUAUUAAAUGUUGUCCAAAGACAGCUAUUUAAGCCAUAAUAUCUGCAAAGCUUUAAUGUCAAUCAGUAACUGACUCCAUCAUAAAAUUGUCUAAAAAGAUUAACAUAGUGACUUUCAGGGGAGCUUUCACUGACAUUCAGCGUCAGCUCCUGGUGACAGAUUUUGAAAACGAUGCUGCGGCACAGAAAAUUCAGCAGCAACCUACACCGCUCUGAAAGCUCAUCGUUGUCUCCUUUAUCUUAGCUUUUUUUUUUUUUUUUAACUAUAAAAUUACCCUGUUUUCAUUACAGAAUAAUUUAGCAAUGUGUGCUACAUAUUUGAUAGGCCUGCAUUGCUACAUGACGGCGCGUUGCAUUUGGACAAAAGCUGAGUCAGAGCCCUCUGCUUUCAAACCCCCACAGUGUUUUAAUGCAGUGUUAAUGUCAGUCUCACUUCCCACUUUGCACUGCGGUUCAACAACAGUCAGGGAGUUGUGUGAAGAUUCUCUGUAAGACGUGGGAUAUCCAACAGAUCAAGGACAACUGGACUCAAGAGUGCGGAGGAUGUUUUUGUAUCGAAUCAAAGAGAUGUUCUCACUAUCAUCAGCUCAGACGACAACCUUGUAUAGAUCUCUGCUGUAGAUUGUUUAAAGAUGAAUGACAGGAAACUUCUUCCUUCCAAAUGUGAAGCCAAAAUAGCAGAAAUCGACAAAGCCAUCUUGUGCUGGCUUUGCAACCAGAGCCUGUCCUGUCGUGAUCAAGGAGUGGAAAUGUUAAUCAGAUUAAGACAAGUUUAUUUGUAUAGCACGUUUCAGAACAAGCAGAGCUGACCAAAGUGAUGUACAAAAUACGUCCAAAAAAUAAGACAGAAAAAAGAUAAAACUGAGAGAAAACAUAAAACCAAAAUAUCCAUCCAUU
This is a messenger RNA of Stegastes partitus (bicolor damselfish), 2757 nucleotides long. RefSeq names its product G protein-coupled receptor 63 (gene gpr63). Gene Ontology annotation, cellular component: membrane. The transcript has 2 exons. NCBI's taxonomy places the organism in Eukaryota, Metazoa, Chordata, Actinopteri, Pomacentridae. Gene Ontology annotation, biological process: G protein-coupled receptor signaling pathway. The record is from RefSeq and is a predicted model, not a curated record. Bases 180 to 1412 code for a protein of 410 amino acids. Gene Ontology annotation, molecular function: G protein-coupled receptor activity.